This is a messenger RNA of Lactuca saligna, 420 nucleotides long. The record is from the annotation of a GenBank genome assembly. NCBI's taxonomy places the organism in Eukaryota, Viridiplantae, Streptophyta, Magnoliopsida, Asterales, Asteraceae.
AUGGCCGCUCUGGACCAUAAGCCUCCUAUUGACACUACUCAAUCACGAUGGAAAGGAAAGGGUAACAAGGAUAAUCGAGUUCUUGUAAAGUUCAGAACAACCAGCGACUCAGCAACAAUAACAACCCUAAGCACACUGGCAAAACCACUUCAGGCGAUCACCACUUGGGCUACCGCGCAUAUCCUAAGAAAGCGACACACAACCAUAAUUACCACCCACACUGUCAAGCGCGAAAAAGCAAAAACCCACACACAAGGCAAGGGAAAAGGGCACCAACCCCAAACGAAUAGCCCGGGGGGAGAAGGGCACGAUAGCAACAGUAUCACCACUCCUGAAACAUCGAAGAUUGUCAACACGAACACCAAGCGAGGCUGGGUAUCACUAAGCAUACCCAUAUGUCUUCGUACAACAAAGGCAUAG